CCCCCUUCUCUCUCGCUCUCUCCUCCCCUCCCUCCCUCCCUCCCUCGCCAUGGCGUCCCUCACUCCGGGGGUCCUCGUGAAGCUCCUCCAGUCCAUGGAUACCGACGCCAAGGUCGUCGGCGAGCACCGAUCCGCCGUCCUCCAGGUCAUCGCCAUCGUGCCCGCCCUCUCCGCCUCCACCGCCCACGACCUCUGGCCCUCCCACGGCUUCUACCUCCAGCUCUCCGACUCCGCCUAUUCCACCUACGUCUCCCUCUCCGACGCCGACGCCGACGCCAUCCUCUCCAAUCGCCCCCAGCUUGGCCAGCUCGUCCACGUCGACCGCCUACACUUCGCCCACCCCGUCCCCCGCGCAUCCGGCGUCCGCCCCCUCCCCGGGCGCCCCCAACCCUUUCUCGGCUCUCCCGAGCCCCUUGUCGCCCGCUCCGAUCCCUCCCGCCGGGGCUUCGUCAUCCAGCCCGCCUCGCCUGCCGACGCCGGCCCUCCUCUUAUCCCUUCCUCCUCCCUCAGAUCCAACCCUUUUCCGCAGGAUAACCCGUUCGGUGAAGAAGAAACGGUUUCUGCUACCAAGGAGAACACGGGCGGCGAAAAAAGAACGGUUUUUGCUCCCAAAGAGAACGUCGUCGGUGCCGCUACCAAGACCUUCGGAGAAUCCGCCGCCAAACGACGCUUCUCAUCGCCGGCCGGAGCUAAAUUAGCGGCAAGGAAGAGCAGUGGCGGUGGUGGGACAGGGGAGCAGAGGGAUCCCUCCCCUGCUGUGGGACAGGGGAAGGCGGGUUCGAGGUCAUCCUCCCCUGCUUUGGGCGGAGCAGCGAGAGGGGGCUCAAGGUCCUCGUCGCCGGUCCCGUCCAAGUGUAUCGUGCCGAGCCUGGUGGCAGCGAAGGAGGAGAACCGGAGAGUGGCGAGGGAACCAUCCAUUAUAGUGCCAUCGAGGUACCGGCAGCCCUCGCCAGUGGCAAGGAAGGCGGCAGGGUCACCCAUGGGGAGGAGGAGCUCGAUGUCUCCCGGGAGGAGGCUCUCAAGCGGGCUGAAGGCAUCGCCAGCGGUUGGAGAGGGUGGUGGGGGUAAGAAAAAGGUGGGGAUAAUGGUUGCAGGGAUUUCAAAGGUUUCAGAUGCGCUGAUGGGGUCCGUUAAAUCAGUUAGGAAGAGCUGGGAUGAUUCGGCGGUGAAUACUCUGGUGUCAUCGGAGCUAAAGGAGAAGGGAGGGUCGAAGAGUAAAGUAGACAAGGGAGCUAUUUUGAGAACCCAGGCUGCUAUAUCGCGGAGAAUCAGUGAUGCUAGUGGGGCACAAUCCAAUGAUGAGGAAUCAUCUCCAAAUGAAAAGCCUAAACUGACUAAAAAGAUUGAAUUAACAUCUGAAUCAGAGAAGUCAAGCUGUGCCAUCCCGAAAAUUACAGUUCAUGACCGCAAGUGGACUGAUGGCAGCAUCCCUUUGGAUAAUGUCUCUGAUAACCUUGCAAAGCUUGGGAAGGAGGCUCUUCAAAGGAGGAAUAUUGCAUCCAUAGCUGCAGCUGAGGCUCUGGAAGAGGGCUUGGCUAUUGAGUCAAUUAUCAGGAGUCUAAGUAUGUUUUCUGAUCUUUGUUCUUCAUCAAAGGCUGGCAACCCUCGACCAACAAUUGCUCGGUUCCUAUCCAUAUACGAUGAUGUCCUGAAGUGGAAUUCUAUUGCUGAAACUCUUGCUGCUAGUCGCAAAAACAAUGGACCUAGUGACGUCGCAUCCAUUCAGCAAAGCAAAUCAGCCUUUAUCUGGGUUGAAGCAGCAUUAGCCACAGAUCUUGAAGUUCUCCAUUUACUAAACAACCACACUGAAUGCCUAUCAAAACAAAAGGGUGCUGAAAAACCUGUAGUUCCCUCUAUGGAUCCUCCAAGAAUAAGCAUGUCUAAGAAGAAUUCUCUUGGAAACCCUGCCAGGAGCCACUCAAAGGUUCUGAGCAAUGUCACAACCACCAUGUGGACUAGAGGGUAUGGCUUGGAUGAAACAGUUGACCUCGCUAAAGAUCUCCGACAAGAGAUGCAGGUUUGGUUUUUGAAGUUUGUGGAAGAAGCUUUGGAUGUUGGCUUCCGUUUAUUUGGGCAGUGUUCAGAUGAUGGCAAAAAAAAUGCUUGCAAAGACGGUGGUAAAAUUGCAGAAGUUCUAUCACAGUUGAAGCAGAUCAAUGAUUGGUUGGAUGGAGUGGGGAGGAUACCUGAAGAGACGUUGAAGGAGAAAAUUGAGCGCUUGAAACGCAAAAUAUAUGGUUUCGUUAUUAGUCAUGUGGGGUCUGCGUUUGAUAGCUCGGUUUCUCUUUCAAAGGCUUGAUGACUCUUUAUAUUUGCACCAAGCGGUACAUAACCUCUUGUUAUGAUUAAACAUUGAUGUAAGAUCUUCUUAGAGAUAUGAGACUCUGUUCGGUUGCAUUUGUGCUCAUUUAUUCUGAUUAGUUGAUGAAUUAUUGUUAUUUGUUUUGGAAUAAAUAGAAAACUUGUUAGUGCA
Elaeis guineensis (African oil palm) is the source of this 2473-nucleotide messenger RNA. RefSeq lists its product as uncharacterized. The record is from RefSeq and is a predicted model, not a curated record. NCBI's taxonomy places the organism in Eukaryota, Viridiplantae, Streptophyta, Magnoliopsida, Arecales, Arecaceae.